UCGCUCUGGUAGAAGUUCGUCGUAGUCAUCAGUGAGAAGUAAAGUGACGUGGAGAGUUACGAAGAUGACAAACUCACGCCUAAAACUUUAUAAACUGUGAGAUGACUUACUACAAAACUCUAUGGUGAGCUUAAUAAACACAUAUAUAUAUAUAUAUAUAUAUCAAAAAGACAAUAAAGAAAACCAACGCUUAACCAAUAAUCGCGGAGACGGCUCAACCAGCUAACCCGUUAGCUGGCUAACAGCAGGAGCAGCUCCUGUUUGUAGCGUGUAAACUCAGAGUUAUGUAAGUGAAAUAUCAUUUUAUCUGCUGAGCCGAGUCAUGGAAGAACAAGGAAGGACGUGAGAGACGAGUGUUGGCUUUUACCCUACAAGAAACCGCUCCGGCUCUGGCCAGCUUGCUUAUUGAAACAGGGAAAUAUACGCUGUCAGGAUGAGCUCUCUGCUCCGAGGCGAGGAAAUGUGUCUGGCCCAGCUGUUUCUGCAGUCCGGGUCAGCUUACGACUGCAUCAGUGAACUGGGAGAACUAGGACUGGUGGAGUUCAGAGACCUCAAUCCUAAUGUGAACUCAUUCCAGCGAAAACAUGUAAACGAGAUCAAAAAAUGUGAAGAGAUGGAGAGGAUCCUUGGUUACCUUUUGAGGGAAAUCAAAAAAGCAGACAUUUCACUGCCAGAAAGUGAUAUGAACCCCGUGUCUCCUUCACCCAAGCAUAUAAUGACUAUAAUGGAGCAGCUUCAGAGACUUGAGGUUGAACUAGGUGAAGUAACCAGAAACAAGGAAAAGCUGCAGAAGAAUCUGCUGGAGCUCACAGAGUACACACACAUGCUUCGCAUCACACGCAACUUUGUACAGAGAAGUGCUGAGCGAGAACCACUGCAAGUCCAGUAUGAGGAGUUUCCAUUUCUAGAAAAAGAUACACGGAUGGACUACAGCAGUAUGCAGAGGCUAGGAGCCAAACUGGGUUUCAUUUCAGGGCUGAUUCAAAGAGCAAAGAUCGAAGCCUUUGAGCGAAUGCUUUGGAGAGUUUGCAAAGGUUACACCAUCCUGAGUUAUGCGGAGGUUGAAGAGUACCUGGAAGAUCCCGACACAGGUGAGCCCACUAAAAGUGUAGUGUUUCUCAUCUCUUACUGGGGGGACCAAAUUGGCCAGAAAGUAAAGAAGAUCUGCGAUUGCUACCACUGUCACUUGUACCCAUAUCCCAGUAACAACGAUGAGAGGAACGAUGUUGUGGAAGGCCUGAGGACUCGCAUUCAAGAUCUACACACAGUACUUCACAGAACAGAAGACUACCUGAGACAGGUCCUGAUCAAGGCUUCUGAAUCUGUCUACACCUGGGUUGUCCAGGUCAAGAAAAUGAAGGCCAUCUACUACAUUCUGAACCUCUGCAGUUUCGAUGUGACUAAUAAGUGCCUGAUUGCUGAGGUGUGGUGUCCUGUUAACGACAUUCCUAAACUGCGGAGAGCCUUGGAAGACGGCUCGAGAAAAAGUGGAGCGACUGUUCCCUCUUUUGUCAAUCGUAUCCCUACCACUGAUACCCCCCCGACUCUGAUCAGGACCAACAAAUUUACCUCUGGCUUCCAAAACAUAGUGGAUGCCUAUGGAGUGGGCUCCUACAGGGAGGUAAACCCAGCUCCCUUUACAAUCAUAACCUUCCCCUUCUUAUUUGCUGUGAUGUUUGGGGACCUGGGUCAUGGAAUCAUUAUGUCUCUGUUCGCCUUGUGGAUGGUGCGGUACGAGAACAACCGCAAGCUGAAAAACACCAGAAAUGAGAUCUGGAACACGUUCUUUGAGGGGCGUUACAUCAUUCUGAUGAUGGGCCUGUUCUCCAUCUACACCGGCCUGAUUUACAAUGACUGUUUCUCAAAGUCGCUGAAUAUCUUUGGCUCUGGGUGGAACGUUACUGCAAUGUUUACAGCCAAAGUCUGGACGACGGAGGUCCUCAAAGGGAAUAAUUUUCUGACUCUGGAUCCAGAUGUUACUGGAGUUUUUAAAGGACCAUACCCUUUUGGAAUUGACCCAAUCUGGAACUUGGCAUCCAAUCGCCUCACAUUCCUCAAUUCGUAUAAGAUGAAAAUGUCAGUGAUACUGGGCAUCAUACACAUGAGCUUCGGGGUCAUCCUCAGCACUUACAAUCACCGGUACUUUAGGAAGAGGUACAACCUCUACUUGGUAUUUUUGCCUGAACUCCUGUUCCUGUUGUGUCUGUUUGGCUACCUGGUGUUCAUGAUAUUCUACAAAUGGCUGGCCUUCACCGCAAAGGACUCCAAACUGGCCCCUAGUAUUCUCAUCCACUUCAUUAACAUGUUCCUCAUGCAGGGGGAUGCAAAGCAGCCCCCCGAGCAGGGGAAAGCAAUGGAGCCCCUCUACCCAGGACAGACUGGCCUGCAGAUAUUCCUGGUGGUCAUUGCUGUUCUUUCAGUGCCUGUUUUACUGCUGGGGAAACCAGUCUACCUCCGCUGGCUUCAGAACAGAGGCCAAAACCGCCUAGGAAUGUACAGGGGAUAUGAGCGUGUGCGGCGAAAUAGUGAUGAAGAACUCUGCCUUCUGAGGUCUGAAGACAUGGAGGAGGGCAACAGUCACAGCGAUCCCUCCAGUAGUGGAGAGCACCUCUCUAAGGAGUUUAACUUUGCAGAUGAGUUCCUCCAUCAGGCCAUCCACACCAUAGAGUAUUGUCUGGGUUGUGUCUCCAACACAGCUUCCUAUCUGAGACUCUGGGCUCUCAGCCUGGCACAUGCCCAGCUGUCAGAGGUGCUUUGGGCCAUGGUGAUGAGAGUAGGACUUCGAAUGGACACUGCUCUUGGGGUUGUAUUCCUGGUUCCUGUGUUUGGUCUGUUUGCUGUUCUCACUGUGUCCAUCCUUCUCAUCAUGGAGGGCCUGUCUGCGUUCCUGCAUGCCCUCCGGCUGCACUGGGUUGAAUUUCAGAAUAAAUUCUACAGCGGGACUGGAGUCAAGUUCUGCCCUUUUUCCUUCUCUCUGCUGCCUUCCAGCUUUGAACAUGAUGGAUUACUGUGAAGGGACUAACAAAACCAAGACAUUCUGUGGCAAGAAGCCAGCACCUCAAAAAGAUAUCACCAAGAGAUGUCAAAAAGUGCUCUUCAUAUUUAUUUUUUCCUGUUUUUACAAUUUACAUGAAGAAAUGACCACACUGGCCUCUCAACUGUAUUUUGAAAAACAAAAACCAAACACUGGUGAACAAAGUGUGUAGAUUAACAAAGUUUUAUGCAAGAAAGAGUGUUUUGCGCUGUGAUCGGCGCAAAUUUAGCAAGGUGUCACUUGCUAAAUUUGAGGUGAUUAAAUGAAGAAAUGCUGCAUAAAACUGCAAAAUGACAAAAUUUUGGUUUGAAACAAAAACCCUACAAUGUGAUAAACCAAUGUUUUGCAGCUGUUUUUUGGGAGCUUAUUAAUAAGAACUAAAUAACAUUUAGCUUUUUCACUUGCACAUAAUUUCUGUUUUGUUUCCCCGGAUUUUUUUUUUUUGCUGUGUAUCAUUAUUUUUAGCAAAUUUUCCUAACUUCUGUUGUUUUCUCUAAGCCUCUGCUAAUCUGAUCUGGUUUUAAUCCACCAAGUUAGAAGAUCCAACUUGUUCAAUUGGUUAAAUGGGUCGACCUUAGCCUCUGGGUGAAUUGUGUGGCUUUUUUCCCGGAAGUGAAUAACAGUGGCAUACAUGCAGUAUGUCAAAACUGCAACAAAAUUUGACAAAUAUUUUUGCAUACCUCUACUUGGCACCUCUGCUUGUCAGACUACUGGGAGCAUGGAGUAUCACUUGUAUAUUCACUAAUGCUGAAACUGCCAGCAGGGUUCUCAUCAGAACAGACUGCCACUAUGAACCCAACCCAGACAAAUCUUCAAACAACAAUGGCCACUAUCAAGUUGGAUUUGUUUCAUGAGGCCUUCUGGCAGCUUUUCUUUUACAUUCUAAAUCAAUUUGUCUUGAUGAUGGGACCCGCUGUUUUACUCUCAUUGAAGGCACACAGUUUGUCCUUAUUCAGUCUAGUUUCCCAAAGCACUUAACAAGACAGGUCCAUUUUAUUUAUUCAUAUGGACAAUUCCAUUCCAAUUUGAUCCUUGUUAUCCUAAAACGUCUCAUUCAGUUUAUCAUGCCAAUUGGUAAGAAAAAUUUUAACCAUUCUAUAUGUGUGGCAUUUUAGAUAUGAAAUAAACUCCACCCUAAUGAAAGACCCCCUCAUGAGACUUGUGUCCUUUGACAAGUGGAGGUCGACAGAAUGGAGGGGCUUUCGUUCCUCCCCAAACUUUUUACUCCUUUUAGAAGAUGGUGGCAUCUUUACCAUUCAAAUUUGCUUCGUCUAAUUGGGAUUUCCAAACUGAAUUCAUUAAAAUUUUGUGGACAGCUUUUCGCAGGUGCAACUACAUGCCACCUCAGUCAUUCAUUUAUAAAACUGCAACAGUGGGAGGGUUUAAAGGUUUCUGUGGGUGAGCUGAAAUAUGUCUGUGCAUUUGCAGAAUUAUAUUUUGUCUGUAUUUUUAAAAAGAGAACCGAAGAUGAAUGGGGGUGGGCUUUUGUGUGUGCAUUCUGUUGUCUUUUUUUUUUUUUUUUUUUACCCCAGUCAGUAACGAUGCCAGCCUAAUUUUCCAUUAAUGGAAAACUAUUAAUCUGUUGACUUCAGCUUUGUUGAUUCAGAAAUCCUGCAUCAGUAUUCACCACGUUAGCCAGGUUGAAUUGUUUGUCGAUGUAGACCAAGCUUUUUUCUGAAUUUUGAUUUUUCUUUUAAAACGUAACCAGGCUUUAAUGUCGUCACUUCUGGGUGAAGGAAUGUCUGCGUUUUCUACUGUUGGUGUUAUUUUCAGUUGGGUAAAAACUACAUAUUUCAUGUAGACUUUUUACCAAAAGCGUUUAAACUUUGCGUCAGACAAAACAAUAGUUAUUUGAGUCUUACCUUAUGUUUCACACCCAGUCACCAGAGAUUCCAUGCUUGUUUUCCUUUGUUCUGUCCCUUUUUUCGUGUUUCUUUUACGUUUGUUUUUGUUUUGUUUUUAUUUUUUACCCGACAAGCCGAAUGUCUAAGCUCAUGAAACCAGUAAUUCACAGGUUAUGAGGAAAACUUGCUCACUUUGAAGCUUAGUUAAAUUGUUUGUUUAUGGAAUGAAUAUGGUCUUUUCAGUCAUAUAGGGUUGAUUUGACCAUUUUUUUCCCUAAUUGAUAGACACUCCAUCUUGUAUCUCUUUUGAUGAGCUUUUCUGUUAAUAGACUUAAUAAAUUUCUAUUUUGAGGA
Molecule: messenger RNA, 5232 nt
Organism: Xiphophorus couchianus (Monterrey platyfish)
Lineage: Eukaryota; Metazoa; Chordata; Actinopteri; Cyprinodontiformes; Poeciliidae
Gene: atp6v0a2b
Product: ATPase H+ transporting V0 subunit a2b
Exons: 20
Coding region: 434-3013 (859 amino acids)
Biological process (GO): vacuolar acidification; proton transmembrane transport
Cellular component (GO): vacuolar proton-transporting V-type ATPase, V0 domain; plasma membrane; vacuolar proton-transporting V-type ATPase complex
Molecular function (GO): ATPase binding; proton-transporting ATPase activity, rotational mechanism
Source: RefSeq, a predicted model, not a curated record